Molecule: messenger RNA, 1173 nt
Organism: Pteropus alecto (black flying fox)
Lineage: Eukaryota; Metazoa; Chordata; Mammalia; Chiroptera; Pteropodidae
Product: olfactory receptor 1G1
Exons: 3
Coding region: 1-1173 (390 amino acids)
Biological process (GO): G protein-coupled receptor signaling pathway
Cellular component (GO): membrane
Molecular function (GO): olfactory receptor activity; G protein-coupled receptor activity
Source: RefSeq, a predicted model, not a curated record
AUGUGGUUUCCAGAUGCCAAAACAAAUGCUUUGCCAUUGACGGUUCUGAGUAGUUAUAAUCUUUCAAAGGUGGUGCUGAUGAUAAAGAUGAUGAUGACUUUUAUACUGACAUCUCACAAUUCACAAGCCCAACCUGGAGGCAGUGACUGGGACACAACAACAGAGAACCUUCAUUUUAUUAAAAACGACAACAAAACGGACAUAGAAACUAAAGACAAAAAAGGUCUAAGUGACUUUCUCAAGGUAACAUCAAGAGAAAUUAGAAACCAAACCAGCAUCUCUGACUUUCUGCUCCUGGGCUUCUCUGAACACCCAGAGCACUGGCCGCUCCGGUUUGGGCUCUUCCUGGGCAUGUACCUGGUCACCGUGUUGGGGAACCUGCUCAUCAUCCUGGCCAUAGGUUCUGACCAGCACCUCCACACUCCCAUGUACUUUUUCCUGGCCAACUUGUCCUUCAUCGAUACCUGCUUUUCUAGUACUAUUGUCCCCAAGCUGCUAGUGAACAUCCAGACACAGGACCACACCAUCUCCCACACUGGGUGCCUCGUGCAGAUGUAUUUCUUCAUGGCGUUGGCCCUGCUGGAUGACUUCCUGCUGGCUGUGAUGGCAUAUGAUCGCUACGUGGCUAUCUGUCUUCCUCUACACUACACCACGAUUAUGUGUCCCCAACGCUGCCUAUUGCUGGUUACCACAUCCUGGCUCUGCGGUCACUUCCUGGCCUUCUCACUCACUCUCCUGAUGUCUCAGUUCUCUUUCUGUGCCUCCCAUUCCAUCCAACACUUCUUCUGUGAUCUUCUCCCACUCCUCAGACUUACCUGCUCAGACACCCAUGUUUUUCACAUCAUGAUGUUUUCUGAGGCAGCUCUCUCAGGAGUGGUCCCCCUCACCUGUGUCCUGGUCUCUUAUGUCCACAUCGUCCAUACCAUCCUCAGGGUCCCCUCUGCUGGGGGGAAGCACAGAGUCUUCUCUACCUGUGGUUCUCACCUGUCAGUGGUCACUCUCUUUUAUGGAACUGUCUUUCUGGUGUAUUUCCAGCCCUCCUCCUCCUACUCAGCAGACACUGGAAUGGUGGCAUCUGUGAUGUAUACAAUGGUGACCCCCAUGCUGAACCCCUUUAUCUACAGCCUGAGGAACAGGGACAUGAAGGGGGCUUUGUGGAGACUCUUUGGUUAG